AUGGCCGCUUUCUGCUCUGCUAAGGACAAAAAACCACCAGACACCAAGGUAACUGCAUUUAUACUCAUGGCCACUGCACAUUGAUAUAAGUACAGUUGAAUAAUGUUAGUGCGUUUUGGAAAAAAUAGAGAUAAAAAACUUUAAACACAAACUAAACUGGGGUGGUAUAAUUACUUGUAAAACUCAGAAAAAAAUCAAUCAGUGUUUUGAAAACGUGGUAGAAAUGUAUAUCCUCUUUGGUGAAAAAAUGAAUUUCUUUUAUCACAAUUAACUAUUUCAUGAAAGAAAUCCAACUUCAAACUUGCAAAAUUAAAGAACUACUUCCUAAACCUAAAAUUGGCAAGAGCUAAAGGCAUUUUGUCACUGACUUUUCUCUUUUUGACAGCACGUUUCAUCUUGUCCAUCUUGUAAUGGCGGACAAACCGGGAUGUGGACAUACAUGACAUGCGUCCCAGGAGCCCCUGGAGCACCUGGUCGUGAUGGAACCAAAGGAGACCUGGGCAGCCCGGGGAAAACUGGGACCCAGGGACCACGUGGUGCUGAUGGAAAGAAAGGAUCAAAGGGAGAGCGUGGGAUCCAGGGUUCCGCCGGACAAAAAGGAGAGCGAGGGAACAAAGGCGACAGUGGAACCCCACGACUGGCUUCACACAUGAACUGGAAGGAGUGUGCUUGGAAGAAGGGAGACGGCAAAGAUUCAGGACUGCUAUUUGUAAGAGAGCAAUACCCUUAUGUAACCAGAAAAAAAAUAUUGUUAAAUUUCUCAAAACCAAGAAUUCAUCAGAGUAUAAUUGACUUUCAUAGUGCCAUAGAUGACAUAAAGUUUAAAUAUUUUAUCAUUAUUUUUUCUUUCAGAGCUGUAACUUUGUGAAGAAAUACCCGGACACCGCCCUCCACGUCUACUAUGCUGGUAACCUCAGGAUUUACGGAUGUGACAACUGCUGUAGUCGCUGGUAUUUUACCUUCAAUGGAGCCGAGUGCAAGUCUCCUGGAACUAUUGAUGGUGCAUUCUACUUAUACAGGUUGGGCCUAAAGUUAAAUCCUCAUCAUCACCGCCACAUUGAAGGUCACUGUAAUAAUAUCCAGAAAGGAAAGGUACGAGUGGGAUUCUGGGUUGGAAAGUGCGUCACAGGGCAUAAGCUUAUUGACGCCCACACUGGUUGGCAUUCAAUGAAUCGUGUCUUCAUUGAAGAAGUACCAAAAGCCCAGCAGUAA
Molecule: messenger RNA, 1212 nt
Organism: Porites evermanni
Lineage: Eukaryota; Metazoa; Cnidaria; Anthozoa; Scleractinia; Poritidae
Source: the annotation of a GenBank genome assembly